Molecule: messenger RNA, 909 nt
Organism: Diaporthe citri
Lineage: Eukaryota; Fungi; Ascomycota; Sordariomycetes; Diaporthales; Diaporthaceae
Exons: 6
Coding region: 1-909 (302 amino acids)
Biological process (GO): reciprocal meiotic recombination; meiotic DNA recombinase assembly
Cellular component (GO): Rad51C-XRCC3 complex; replication fork; Rad51B-Rad51C-Rad51D-XRCC2 complex
Molecular function (GO): crossover junction DNA endonuclease activity; four-way junction DNA binding
Source: RefSeq, a predicted model, not a curated record
AUGGAGUACCACGAGCGGCAUGGGCACGAUGUCUGCAGCUUCGACCUGCCCUCUACGCACCGACUGCCGACCGUCUCCGCAGCACAGGCUCUCGAGGACCUGGAUGCCAAUGUUUCGAGAUUCGUAUCGACCAAUCUUCCUGACUUGGACAAGGCCUUAGCAGCCAGUGCUGCAAGUAGCUCCCCGAGGGAGGAAGCCAACGCCGGUGGCAUACAGAAAGGCCACCUCACCGAAAUCUGGGGGCCUCCCGGUGUGGGGAAGACUGCGUUCGGAAUCCAGGCCGCUGCAGACGUUCUACGAGGUGGCAAUGGCGUCGUCUGGGUAGAUUGCUUCUAUCCCGUCUCCCGCGAUCGCUUGACGGAGGUGUGCCGAGCCGGAGGAGCUGGCGGCCCGUCCAUGUCCUCCAAGCGGCUGCAGGUGCUUCAGAUGCAGGCGGAAAGAAGUGCGACUCUGAUACCUGCCAUCAACGCUAGCGUCUGGGAACAAGGCAUCGCCACGAGGGUGGCGCUGCUCAGAGACUGGAUGUGGGACGAUGGUCAUCCAUACGGGGCCCGUCUUGCCGCAUUGCAAAAGGUAAAUGGCAAGACGGCUGCAGAUGGUCUGGACAAGGUCUUCGCCUUCAGUAUCGACUCGACGGGUUUGGCCCCGGCACAAUUUGACGGACAUGCUGCGUCUUCCACAACUCCUGGCCCCAAGCGAAAGCUGGGCGAGACCGGCUUCGAAGUCGCCGACAGUGAAGAUGAGGACUACGGUUGGCAAGAGAAGGACAGCAGCCUCUUACCAGGGAUGCCACCCCAGUGGCAGGGCAGUGAGGACCUUAUACUUGGGCAACAAAACCACGGGACCGAAGGUGACAUCCACGAAGACUCUGGGCUGGAAGACGACCAUCGUUCUGAUGAGGAGCCAUGA